GUGAACCAUCGAUCAGUCGAUAACUCACCGGGCUCGGUCCCCGCGUGCCUCGCGCUCGCAUUAUUCAUUAUCUGGCAAAUAAUUAAGCUUGUUAUGAAUUUGUCUUAUCUGCAGUGAUUUGAGGCAAUCAAAACUUUUAUUUAUUUAUAAACAAAAUUGUAAGUGUCGUGUCGAAUAAACAGGAUUUUUUGGACGUGAUAGUGUAUGAUGAGAAUGAUGGGUGAAGGGGAGAUGGUCUACGGGGACUAUUAUAACUACGACAACAGCUGGUCUAUAAUACCGCCGGACUAUGGCGCCGACAUGGGCUACCAGGUGCGACAGCCUCAAAUCGAGGAAGAUUACAAAUACAAUUCUUAUGCGUUGCUGGACAGCAUGAAAAUGCCAGGUCAGAGGCCCGGGUUCCAGAUCUCGGACAUCCUCGGGCUCAACGAAGGCAAGGGCUUGGAGUCGGCGCCGACGCAGGGCGCGCUCGGCGGGUGCUCCUUGGAGCUGCCUCCGUAUGCUCCCCCCCACCAUCCGUACUCCCAUGAGCUGCUGCGGCACCAUCAACCCUGGCUGUCUUUGGAGCACCAUGAUGCGCAUAAUAGCUGUGUAGUUGGUCAGCAAGCGAGUCCGGACAGUACAUCGCGUGCGUCGGAGAUAUCGUACGUCGGUCCGUCGGCGUCCUCCCCGCCGGUGACGGACGCGCGACACGACAUCGAACAGGAGCACGACGACGAUCACGAUAUCGAGCACGACGACGAAAACGAGCACGAGCCGAGCAUCAACCCCGGCUCCGACACCCUCGCGCACAAGAAACGCAAGCGACGAGUCCUCUUCUCCAAAGCACAAACCUACGAACUUGAAAGGCGUUUCCGACAGCAGCGAUACUUGUCCGCCCCAGAGAGGGAACACCUCGCCAGCUUGAUACGACUCACCCCCACCCAAGUGAAGAUUUGGUUCCAGAACCACAGGUACAAGACUAAGAGGGCUGUUCAGGAAAAAGGUGCUCAUGAUUUGAAUGUAGGAGGGUUGAACUCUCCGAGGCGAGUGGCAGUGCCGGUACUUGUGAAGGAUGGCAGGCCAUGUGUUGGCAAGCCUGAUGGUCUGCCUCCCUUGGGCAUGUCGUUACCUCCGUACCACCAGUCGAUGCAUCAUCAGCCCCCCGUAGCUGGGCACGCGCCUCAAGGUGGUGGCUGUUGGUGGUGAAAUAUAUGUUCUUAAAACGAGUUUCAAGUGAUUUACUAGUCCAUGUGUCACGGUUUGCAAAAAUCGGGUUUCGUUUGUUGCGAACUUAUUAUAUUUACUUAACAACUCCCUGACUUUAUACCGUAUUUUACAAACCAGUUUACAGUAUAAAUUCUCUAGUACCUAAUAUACCUAACUAAUAUCACGCUUUUUAAAUAAAAAUCGAUUUUUGGAAACCGUCGAUACUCAAAUUAUUAUGAGCAAAAUUUUCGUAGUUUUCGUUAUGAAAUUGUUAAAAAAGUAUUGUUCAAUUCAAAUAGUAACUCGAAUACGGCUAAAGAGUACAUUUAUUCGUACUUAGAUUGGAAAUUUUAAGGUAUCUGGAGUUCCUACUUAUUUGUAAUAUAAUUAUGUGUAAUAUUAAUGAGUCAAGGGAAAUUUUCAGUUAAGACGAGUGAGCGCCGUCGCAGGCGCACACUGUGAUGAUCACGCAUUCCAUUUUGAUUGGAGUUUGUAUAUUUGUGUAAAAACCUGUGUCACUUAGCUAAGUAAUUUUAUGAGAAAUGACCAGAUUUUAUCAGAAUGCAAUAUCUAGAUGUAAGUUUCAGUAUUAUCAUAGUCGAAUAUGCCUAGUUGAUAGUUAUUUAUGUAUAUUCAAAUGAAAGUUUUAUAUUAAAGUACGUUUACGCGUAUGAGUUUAGAUUAAGUUACGAUAAAUGUAUAUUGUGUACAUACUUGUGUGAUUAGUUACCGAGAAUGUAAAAUAUUCACGAACGGUAUAGAAAUUAUAAUUAUCUAGUUAUCUAUAUGCAUUCAUAAAUUGAUAUGAUGUUAGUAGAAAAUAUUAAAAUAAUACAUAUUCACUACGUACAUUAUAACCAUCAUAAUAUCAAUUUCCAGUGUUUAAGGUUGUCCCAUCGUAGACUACUUAAUAAAACAAGAUUGUAAAAAUGUGUUAUAUAUAAAUUAUUAUCAGAAUAUAUAUUAAAAUGAUUGAAAACUUA
Messenger RNA from Helicoverpa zea (corn earworm), 2171 nucleotides. Its product is annotated as homeobox protein XENK-2-like. Bases 205 to 1188 code for a protein of 327 amino acids. Lineage: Eukaryota; Metazoa; Arthropoda; Insecta; Lepidoptera; Noctuidae. Gene Ontology annotation, molecular function: RNA polymerase II cis-regulatory region sequence-specific DNA binding; DNA-binding transcription factor activity, RNA polymerase II-specific. The transcript has 3 exons. The record is from RefSeq and is a predicted model, not a curated record. Gene Ontology annotation, biological process: cell differentiation; regulation of transcription by RNA polymerase II. Gene Ontology annotation, cellular component: nucleus.